AUGGCUCCAUCACGAAUAGAUAACGACAUACUCACCUCUUCCCCCGUCCCCGUCAAAAGCAUCUCAACUGAGAGUCCUUCUCGGUUCUCUUCUCUCUCGGAAUACCCUCUGGACGAACCGUUUGCCCUGAACGCAGCAUACUUCAAAGAUUCCGACUCCGACAAGGUAAAUCUGGGAAUAGGCGUCUACCGCACGGAGGACGGAGACCCCUGGCCGUUGCCCGUAGUGGAGGAAGUCGAGAGACAGAAGCAGCAGGAGAAGAACCCAUCCCGACAUGAAUACCUGACGAUCCAGGGAGACGUCGAGUUCCUCGCACUAGCUCGGGAUCUGGCAUUUGGAUUCCACGACGGACAGCCCGAGUCGUAUCUCGUCCAGCAGCGGAACAGAAUCGCAUCCGUGCAGACCGUCUCAGGCACGGGUGCCAAUCGAGUAGGCGCUGACUUUCUCGCGCGUGCUGCGCAUCCGCGGACGGUCUGGAUCCCCGAGCCGACAUGGUCGAACCAUCAUGCCAUCUGGGCGUAUGCGGGCGUAGGGAGACGGACGUACCCGUACUAUGAUUUCGAGGGGAAAUGCUUCAACCAUGCAGGGACGACAGAGACGCUCAGCACUCUCGCUCAACCCGGUGACGUCGUUGUCUUCCACGCAUGCGCCCACAAUCCCACCGGUGCUGAUCCCUCCAAGGACCAGUGGGCGAAGCUCGCGGAAUUAUGCCACAGCAAGGGCCUGAUCCCGAUCUUCGACCUCGCCUACCAGGGUUUCGCGUCAGGGAGCAUCGACGAGGACGCAUGGGUCAUCAAGCAUUUCCUGAACGUCCGUCCGCAGCUCGAGUUCUGCGUUGCGCAGUCCUUCUCCAAGAACUUCGGACUCUACGGCCAGCGCACUGGCGCGUUGCACGUCGUGUCGAGAACCACCUCCGAGACCGAUCCCGUCUCCAGGAUCGUGCUGUCCAACCUGUGCAACCUCGUCCGUGGUGAAUAUUCUCUGCCGCCCAGGGCUGGUUCUGAUAUUGUGAAGACAGUCCUCGCCUCUCGGGAGCUUCGCGAGAACUGGUACGAUGAUCUGCGCCACAUGAGUGGGAGGAUCAAGGCGAUGCGGCAGGCUUUGUAUGAUGAACUCAUCCGCCUGUCUACGCCAGGAACUUGGGAUCAUAUCCUGUCUCAGAUCGGCAUGUUCUCGUACACCGGACUGUCUGAGGAGCAAGUUCUUGCCAUCCGAAGCAGACAUCACAUCUACAUGCUCAAAUCAGGACGAAUAUCCAUGUGCGGCCUGAACCAUAAAAAUGUUGGGUAUGUGGCUAAAGCCAUCGACGACGUGGUGCGCACUGUCGUGUAG
This is a messenger RNA of Monascus purpureus, 1332 nucleotides long. The record is from the annotation of a GenBank genome assembly. Lineage: Eukaryota; Fungi; Ascomycota; Eurotiomycetes; Eurotiales; Aspergillaceae.